Messenger RNA from Raphanus sativus (radish), 830 nucleotides. RefSeq names its product ubiquitin-conjugating enzyme E2 2. Gene Ontology annotation, molecular function: ubiquitin conjugating enzyme activity. The coding region runs from base 203 to 661 and encodes 152 amino acids. NCBI's taxonomy places the organism in Eukaryota, Viridiplantae, Streptophyta, Magnoliopsida, Brassicales, Brassicaceae. The record is from RefSeq and is a predicted model, not a curated record. Gene Ontology annotation, biological process: proteasome-mediated ubiquitin-dependent protein catabolic process; DNA repair; protein polyubiquitination. The transcript is spliced from 6 exons.
ACUGCGUGCGUUAUACGAAGUUGUCACCAGCCACUUGAUCAUUUCUCAAUCGCAGCAACGGUGAAUUCGAGGAUCGAUCCGGAGACUCAUCAUCUUCCCAUUAAUUCCGGACCUUUCUUCGCCGCGCGAGGAGAGAUGCUUGCUUGACGACCGUUCUCGCCUCUAUCUUUAACUGUUUUUGUCUCAACGAGUAAAGAGAAGAAUGUCGACUCCAGCGAGGAAGAGGUUGAUGAGGGAUUUCAAGAGGUUGCAGCAAGACCCACCUGCUGGUAUUAGCGGUGCUCCCCAAGACAACAACAUCAUGCUCUGGAAUGCUGUUAUUUUCGGGCCUGAUGACACCCCAUGGGAUGGAGGUACUUUCAAACUCUCACUGCAGUUUUCUGAAGAUUAUCCAAACAAACCACCUACUGUUCGGUUUGUUUCACGGAUGUUCCAUCCUAAUAUUUAUGCUGAUGGGAGUAUAUGCUUAGACAUCCUCCAAAACCAGUGGAGUCCUAUAUAUGAUGUCGCUGCUAUACUUACCUCCAUUCAGUCAUUGCUCUGUGAUCCUAAUCCAAAUUCUCCUGCGAAUUCCGAAGCUGCACGAAUGUUCAGCGAAAGCAAACGCGAGUACAACAGAAGAGUCCGCGAGGUUGUGGAACAAAGCUGGACUGCAGACUAGUUACUAUAAUAUGCUCUGGAACAUCCUCUCUUUUGUGUCUCUUUCUCUUUCCUGUCUUCCAUGUGUUUUUCAAACUCUGUGAUUGUUGCUUUUAAUGUUCUUAUAUUUCCAUGUAUUAUCUCAACCACUUUCAUCUUCAUAAUUAUCGGUAUCUAUUUCAGUUUGAUCA